Rotaria sp. Silwood2 is the source of this 2097-nucleotide messenger RNA. The record is from the annotation of a GenBank genome assembly. NCBI's taxonomy places the organism in Eukaryota, Metazoa, Rotifera, Eurotatoria, Philodinida, Philodinidae.
AUGUUGUCAUCAAGAAUCAAUUCGAAUAAUGGUCAUGACGAAGAUGAGCCAGCCAUGCCGAGUGGUUAUGAAUCGCGGUCAAGAUUAGCAUCACGCACUGUACCUUCGACAAAUUUUUCUCUACCACGACCUAUCAUACCUCUUAUGAUUCGACCAACUCGACAACCUCCUAUAAUACCUUCAAUGAUGGCAUCGCAACCACAAUUAUCUUUCAGACCAACCAUUUCUCCGGUAAGGCGUCGUAAACGUAGACAAAGAUCAAUUACACCAGAGAUUGUCAUUGAACGACGACAUCGUCAUCAUCAAUCAUCGGGAAGACAUCGAAUAAUUACGAUUCCACUCGAUUAUCAGCCAACACUUGGUUUACGUGGACCUCAACAACGUGUGUUGGAAAUUGAACGUGUACGAUGUCGUCGUCAUCGAAAACGUCAUUCAUCAUGCUAUGAAAUUGAAUAUGAUGAUUCACCACCAUCAUUAUCACAACCACAACCAAACAUCAUAAUCGCCAAUCCAAUACCUAAUCCAUGCUCACCACCAGCUCAAUCAUCAUUCAUAACAUAUGCUAAUAAUACUGUUGAUCCAUUAGCAUUAUUUUCAAAUCUAACUGCAGACAUAAUUGAAAAUUUACCAAAACAAGUGGUUUAUUUACCAACUAUGAAUUUUCUAGGUAGUCAAGUUAAUGCUAGUACAGAAUUUGAUACGGUUGUAUUUCCUACCGAAAUAAUCAAUCCUAUUGAUGGAACUCUAUCGAUUAUUCAAUCCAAUUCUACAAUAAAUGCUAGUGAAACUACAAAUAUUCAACCUACAAUUCCAGCUCCUGCAGAACCACAAUUAAACAAUAUACCAACAAAUAUCAGACCACCAAUGGCACCAUUAACAAUGACAUCAGGUCCAUUUAUGCAACAAGUUCAAGAUUUUUUACAACGACUUACUCUUUCACAACCACAACCAACAUCACUACCUUCCAAUAAUACUAUAAUCGAACCAUCACUACCUCUUACAUCACAAUAUAAUACAGCAACUAAUGAAUAUUACAAUCUACAAACUAUUCCUCAGAUCAAUACAAGAAAUACAGAACCAUACCCAUCAGCAAAUAUUCGACCGACAAAUACACCAAAUAGUGGUUCAUAUAAUUCAACAACUUUUAGACCGUCCAAUAUUAUGACUCAUCGUUCAGCUAGUAAUGGACCAUCUAGUCCAGCAAACAUAACAUCUUAUCCUCCAGCAAAUAUUACAUCGUAUCGUCCACUUAAUAUUACACCAUCAAGCCGAGCAAAUAGAACACCUUAUCAUCCAGUUACAAUUACAUCAUCUAGUUUAGCAAAUAUAGCACCUUAUCCUUCAGCAAAUAUUACACCGUAUCAUCCAGCUAAGAUUACACCAUCAAGUGAAACAAAUAUAACACCUUAUCAUCCAGUUACUACUACAUCAUCUAGUCCAGUAAAUAUUACACCAUAUAGGCCAGCGAAUAUUACACCUUAUCAUUCAGUCAAUUCUACAUCAUCAAAUCUGAAAUAUCCGCAGCCAUAUGAUCCCGCUAGUAUUUUACCUUCUACUACGUCAAAUACUGGCCCAUACCGUCGAGCAAAUAUAACACCUUAUCAUCCGAUUACUACUACACCAUCUAGUCCAGUAAAUAUUGCACCUUAUUAUUCAGUUAAUUCUACAUUUUCGAAUCCGAAAAAUGAACAACCAUAUGAUCCGGCCAGUAUUCCACCUUCUAUGACGUCAAAUACUAGCCCGUAUCGUCAAGCAAAUAGAACACCUUAUAAUACCAUGCAUAGUCGUUCUGGUGGUAGUUCUAUAUUGCCACUUUCUAUUCCAUCUGGAUCAACUCCUUAUAUCUCACAUUCAUCUUUAAUUUCUUCUAAUUUUUUUACCACUGAUCCAUUGGGUAUUAAUAAUACUCCGAUGAAUAAACCAUAUUCAUCACGAUCAUCGUCGCAAACUCCUCAUCGAUCGACGAACAUAAUGCCAAGAUCAAUUCUUCGUAAUACAACAUCUAAUACUCUCUCAAAUACUACUUCUACUCAUUUAACUCUGCCAAGUGUUUUGUCUCCGAAUGAUAUUGUUCGUAAGACGACAACAUUUGCUUAA